GAGAUGGUUUGGUGCAGCCAAAUGGGGGCAACGCUAGUGUUCUGGAGGCUGAUUCCUGAGGGGUCAUUGGCUGGGUUAGCAUACUGGAAAGACGCAGAUCGGUAGCCUCUAAAAUGACAUUUCUCUUUUAAAAGCACUCAGCUUUUAAGCACAAAAAAGCUGCUUUUCCCCGCAUCAGCUUUAAAAAGCAUCCGGCAAAAAUGAGCCAUCCUACCCCAGGAUUCCUUGCAAACUACAACAGCCUAACAGAUAAGCACCUGGCAGGCUAUUUCAGCAACACCAGGAUUAGACGUCACCUGAAGAGAACAGGGCUGAUCUCAAAAAGUGGAAGGAUAAUAUCUGAGAAAGACUAUCAGUUAAACAUGAUGAAGAAGGAUCACCAGAAGUAUAUCCAGGACUGUUUGGCUCAGGCCAUAUUCCACAAAGUCCUUGACAUGGAACGUCAUCACCAGGUUGAAAUAAAAAGAAAACUUGAAAAUUUGAUGAAGAAAGACCGCGUUCAAAGAAUCAAGGUGGAACGAUCAAGAAGGUCAGCAGAAGAUACAAAUUUCCUGCUUUCUCCACACCCACCCACAGCACCAAAGAGGCAUUUUGGACGCCGCAAAUUAGGUGACAGAGGACAAUCAGGUCAUUUGGCUACCUAUCCUCGACCAAGCACCGCACCAGGGAACAUACAGCAUCCAGUCCGACUGCACCCACUUUACAGCAAUGCCACAGCAGAACUAAUUCUCAAGACUUCUUCCAGUUCCAGACCAAAGUUCGCAUCAUGUGAAACAGCACAUCCUUUUGCCAGUGAGGGUGAGAAAGGUUUGUUGAGACCAACAUAUUCAAUGGACUAUUCAUCUGGAAUAUCCCCAUACCAACUUCCCAUCAUUAACAAUUAUGUGAUACCUAUUCCACCUCCACCCCCCAAAAGUGAGAAGAAUAUAAAUAUAAUGAAACUUGGAUCAUCAAGAGGUCGACGAUAUCGCCCAACAACUGCACCAAAUGGCUUGGAACAAUCAUUUACAAAGGACGCAGGCAAGUUCUACAAGCCUCAAGUACACACAAAUGCAUAUGUUACCAUGAUCUAUUUGGGAAAAAGUGUGCACUUGUGCCAUGAUCUUUUUGAUUGUCGAGAUGAAAUAAAAAUAUAUCAACAGCACUGUGGAGGAGAAAAUGUUUGUGUAUACAGAGGCAAAGUGCUGGAAGGAGAUACUUUCCACUUUACUUCCAAGCGACACCAUGGCUUUCCUUUUAGCCUCACUUUUUAUCUCAAUGGAAUGCAAGUGGGCCGAUUAAGUUCUUGCUGCGAAUACAAGCAUCAGAAGGGUACUCGGCUGGGAGGCAAACAUGGACACUUUGGUUUUGUCAACGUGGAAAGAUCAUCUCCUUGUUAUAAGUGUAUCAUUGCAAUGGGUUUGGACAAAAAGCCUUUCCCACCCAAGAAAAAGAUGACUGAUGAGUAUGAAGAAAAGAGAGACUUCAGGGGGACGAAAGUGAGCUAUAAGCUAAAAGAGAAAGGCAUCAGGGCAGAGGAGAACAAAGACUCGGUAUCCACGACUUCUUCUUCACUUCCUGAAGAAGAAAGAGAGUUUGUAGGCAGCUCCAUGGAAAUGGAGACAAAAAGAAUAAAAGGAGCCAGAAUUAAAUGGGAAAGGAGUCCAAGGAGUAUCUCUAAUUAUGCAUAUGAUGAUGAUUUUGAAGCAGAUGAAGAGAAAUCAGAUGAGAAAGUUAAUGAAGAAGGACAGGCUGAUGAUCAAAUGAAUGGAAUGUCAAAGUCACCCUCAGAUGAUGAAAAAGAUAAUUUAGACCAUGAAAAGGAGAGUAAAAACUCAUCACAGAAAGCUUUGCCGGCCUCGGACAGUGAACGAGAUGAAAGUGAUGGAUACUUAGAGAGUGACUCGGAGGAGGAUAAACAAGACAGGAAGUGUGUGCCAUCUCUUUCGUCCAGCAGCAUGGUGUAUAGCAGUGAAAAUUAUUCUGACCAUGAAACAAGAAAGCAAGAUGAUGAUAAAGACAAAUCUGACAUACAUUCAGAUUAUGACAAUGAAAUCCAAAGGAAGGAAGACCAAGAAACUAGUUUGGAGGAAGAGGAGGACAUAAGUGAAGCAGAAAAAGCAAUAGACAAAAAUCUGUCCAGUACUCCUCAUGAAAAUUUAAUAGAAACCAGCCUUGAGGACAUUACUUUGGUUAGGGAGACAUCCAAGCAUAAAGAGUCAGAUUUGGAAGGCACCAUUCCAGAAGUGGAGCACAGAAGCAAGGAACUUUUAGAUUCUGAAGACAAAGGUGAGUGCAAAUCAGUCAAAGAGAAAAUAGCUGAAGCCAUCAAAAAGGAUCACCUCUUGAGUUCUGAACCUGAAGAUAGUGAUUCCAGUACAGAGGAAGAGGAGAACAUAAUUUGUGUUCAAGAUAAAGAUGAAGAUGGAGCUUCUUUGGCAGAAGAAUUGAAAACGCUUGAAUCACAGAAGGCUACAGAGCAAAUGGAACAAGACAAGCAGAUGGUGGGCAAGGAAAGAACACUUGAGGAAGACAAGCUUCUAACUGAGGAAGGCCUUAGAGAAGCAGCUCUGGAAAAAGAAUUAUCAGCCAAAAAUGUUGCAGCUCUUAAAGUUAAACAUGAGGUAAAGAAUGAGCAAGAAGAGACAGAACUGGAGAAGGCAGCAGUAGUUGAAUUGGAUCUGGAAAUGGACAGUGCAGAAAAAGAUCUAAUACAUGAAGAAGGAAAAUCAUAUGAGGGGAAGGUACAAGUGGAAGAUCUGAAUGAGACAGAAUUAGGAGACAAAACUUGUAAAAGGAAGGAGAUACGGGAGUGUUACCAGGUAGAGAGGAAGGAAGCAGAGGGGCAGAAGUUCACUUAUGGGUUAAUGACUAAUGAGGAAGCAUCGGAUGGAGAGGAAGUUGCAGAAGAUUUUGGGGGAACAGCUGCAGUUUUGGAAGGUGUAGAAGCUACAAAAUUAGAGGGAAGAAAGGCUUUCGAGAAGGAAGCAUGUUGGGUAAAGGAGGUUGUAGAAGAAACAAUUGAGGUAGAUGUGGUUAUGGAAAAUGCAUUUAUGGCAAGGAACUCUGUGGCAAAGAAAGGUAAAGAAGUUGAAUUUGAAGGCUAUGAAACUCUGAAAAAGAGUAAACAUGAGGAAGAGUCUGGGGGAAAAGGAAAUAUAAUAGAAAAUGGCAGUGCAGAAGGCAGGUUUUUGAAGGGAGUAUAUGUAAAUAUAGAGCUGAAAAGUGAUUCAAUUAUGGAGACACGACUUUUAGCACCAGAAUUAAAAGAUGUCAAUAUUAUCACAGUAUACAAAUCAGAAAUCUCAGAAGAAUCAGUACCUGGUGGGAAUGGUCUUGUAAGGGAAGUUUCAUCUAACCAGAAAGAUUCAGAGGAAGAACGAGAAGAAAUAUCUCAAGAAGUGAGCAAAAUGAAAAUUCUGUCUACCAAUGAAGACAUGGCACUAGAAAAACUAGGGAGUUGGAUGGAAGAACCUUUACUGAAUUGGGAAAUUGAAAGGGGCCUUUCACUAACAGAAGAAGAAAAUAAGGAUUAUCAGUCAAUAAUAACUGAAAGAGCAGAGAAAGCAGAUAAGCCCAAUGUUGAAAGAGAUGCACAAAAAGAAAUAAUUGUUGAAGGUCAGCUAUUGGUUAAGGCAUCUAUACAGAAGGAAGAGAAUCUAAUGCAAGCUGUGCAAGAGGAAGUUGGAGAGGUAUUGAUAGAUCAGGUGCCCAAAUCCAAAGUGGUGUGUCCAAAAAGGAAACUGGUAACUAAGAAAGAAGACCUUUUUUCUGAAGGCGCAAUUGAGCCAGAAGCCAUAGUAAUGGUGACUGAAGAAAUGAUAAUGAGCACACAGUCAGAAGGAGAGAUUGAUGCUGAAGAGUCAGAGAAGGAAGGAGAGGUUAUGAUUAAAGGGAAGGUGCAAGAUGUAGAGACAACAGAAGAAAGAAUGGGGGUACUUAAACUGCAGGAGGAAGCUGAAGAAGUGGUUGGUAGUAAAGGGGUGGAAGUUGAAGAAGCAGAGGUGGAAAGAGACAUGGUGGUUAAAGGGAAGGUGGAUGCUGAGGUGUCUGAAGUAGGGAAAAAGAUGAUAUUUAAAAGGAAAGUGCAGGCUGAAGAGACAGAGAUGGAAAAAGAGGCAUCAGUUAAAGGGAAGGUGGAUGCUGAGGUGUCUGAGGUAGGAAAAAAGAUGAUAUUUAAAGGGAAAGUGCAGGCUGAAGAGACAGAGAUGGAAAAAGAGGCAUCAGUUAAAGGGGAGGUGGAUGCUGAGGUGUCUGAGGUAGGAAAAAAGAUGAUAUUUAAAGGGAAAGUACAGGCUGAAGAGACAGAGAUGGAAAAAGAGGCAUCAGUUAAAGGGGAGGUGGAUGCUGAGGUGUCUGAGGUAGGAAAAAAGAUGAUAUCUAAAGGGAAAGUGCAGGCUGAAGAGACAGAGAUGGAAAAAGAGGCAUCAGUUAAAGGGGAGGUGGAUGCUGAGGUGUCUGAGGUAGGAAAAAAGAUGAUACUUAAAGGGAAGGUUGAGGAUGAAAAGCCAGAGAUAGAAAGAGAGGUGGCAGGUAAUGUGAAGAUGGAUACUGAAGAGGCAAAGGAAAAGGUAAUUAAAGGGAAGGUGGAGGGUGAACACUUAGAGGCAAGAAGAGAAGUAGAUGCAAGAUCUAAAGAAGAAAUGGUUUCUGAGGUGAGCACAAUCACAGGACAAAGCAUCGAAGUUGUGACUGCAGAUAUGGUGACAGAAACAAAGCAAGUAUCGGAAUCAUCUACACAAAAACAAGGAGCUAGAGGAGAGGACCAUGAAGACAGAAAAGGCAAUGCAACAAGACUUGAAGAUGAAGUAAAAAUAACAACCGAUGACACAUUAAAAGACGCAUCAGUUGAUGUGCUGUUGGUACCUGUUGCAAAUGAGGAAGAAGCCGAGAAAGCAGGGACAGAGGAAGAAAGACUGAGAGAAGAAAUAAUCCCUGUGAAGUAUGUUGAGGAAGCACUGCUGUUUGGGAUACAAAAGCUAAUCACUGAAGUAUCACAGGUUGGUGUGGAAGCUGUUGAAAAUGGGUUUGAAGAUUUGGUAGAGGAAAUGUCAUCUCAUGAGAAUACCCCAAGGGAGGACAUUUUCAUGGCUGUAGUAGAAGAAAGGCAGUUUUUUCAGAGUGAUAGCUCUGAGGAGAGAGAAACCGAAGAGCUUUUGGGAGUGAUCCAUGUGGAGAAAAAAGAGAGAAGUGGAAGGAGCCCAAUAAAACAGGAAAAAUCUCAAAUAGAAAAUUCUUCAGCGACAGAAAGCUUUCCUAUGAACACACAGCGUUCUGAAAGUGAGCAGCAGCAAGACAUCACUGCACAAAUGAUAUAUCUAGAGGCUCAUACAUCCUCUGACUUAGAUGACAGGAACUAACAGUGAAGAAUGCACUGGGAUUCAAUGCUCCAUUCUGGUCAUCAUUGCAGUCCCAAGAAAUAGCGGGGAUGGGGACUCACCUGGGUCUCCACUUCUCCUGCUUGGACUUCCUGCUUUCCAUUAUUAUUGUUAUUAUUAGCAACUUUUUAAGAAGUCACUAUAGAUUGGUGCUGACUGGUAUAUCUGCUCUCUUCAUUCUUUCUUUUCCUUGAUGAAUAGCAUAAAAGUUUGUCACUUUGCACCAGAACAGCUCGAAACAAGCCACUCCAACUCCUUUUCAGAAAUAGCACUCCUUUGUAAUUAUGAAGAUAAUAAUCAUGAAGCUCCUCCAACAGCUGCCACAUUUUUCUUUUGGAAAACUGAGAAUUAUUGCUUUAAUGGAACUUUACCCCUGCCCCUCCCCCCAAAAAACCUCUUCCCAGCUAAUUGUAGUGAUGGAGAGGGCCACUGGAGAAAUUUGUGUGGGAUAAUAAAGCACCUGCAAGGCGAUUUGAGAACUGUA
Messenger RNA from Sphaerodactylus townsendi, 5841 nucleotides. RefSeq names its product glutamate rich 3 (gene ERICH3). The coding region runs from base 201 to 5339 and encodes 1712 amino acids. Lineage: Eukaryota; Metazoa; Chordata; Lepidosauria; Squamata; Sphaerodactylidae. The record is from RefSeq and is a predicted model, not a curated record. The transcript has 16 exons.